Messenger RNA from Miscanthus lutarioriparius, 687 nucleotides. The record is from the annotation of a GenBank genome assembly. Lineage: Eukaryota; Viridiplantae; Streptophyta; Magnoliopsida; Poales; Poaceae.
AUGUCCUCCUCCACCGCGUCGUGGUCGCGCUACGGCGCCGUCCCCACCUCCCCCCCUGCGCCGUCGCCGGCACCGCCGCUCAAGCCGGAGGACGCCGCGGGCGGCGAGGCGGCGCCCUCGUCGUCGUCGGCCUCAGCCACGGCGGCGGAGGCCGGGGUCGCCUUCUUCUCCCGCGGGUGGGCGUUCGCGGGCGCCGCGGCGGGCCGGCCGCGCGCGUGGCGGGAGGUGCUGGACCCGACGGCGUUCUCGCGCCCGGAGAGCUGCGGGGAGGCCCGCGCGCGGGCGCGCCGGAACCUCGCCUACUUCCGCGCCAACUACGCGCUCGCCGCGCUCGUGCUCGUCUUCCUCGGCCUCGUCUACCGCCCGGUCUCCAUGCUCGUGUUCCUUGCGCUCUUCGUCGCCUGGCUGGGCCUCUACUUCGGCCGCGGCGACGGGGAGCCGCUCGUGUGCCUCGGCCGCGACGUCGACGACCGCGUCGUGCUGGCCGUGCUCUCGGCGGCAACGGUCCUCGCCGUCGCGCUCACACGCGCGGGGCUCAACCUCCUCGUCUCCCUCGUCGUCGCCGCCGCCGUCAUCGGCCUGCACGCCGCCUUCAGGGUCAACUUCUACCUCGACGAGAGGGACGCGUUCGAUGUCGCCGGCAACUCGUUCACGGAUAGCGCAUACGGCUACGCGCUCCCUAGAUGA